Messenger RNA from Scleropages formosus (Asian bonytongue), 5022 nucleotides. It is a transcript of the gene ctnna1, whose product is annotated as catenin (cadherin-associated protein), alpha 1. Gene Ontology annotation, cellular component: actin cytoskeleton; adherens junction; catenin complex. Gene Ontology annotation, biological process: cell migration; cell-cell adhesion. The transcript has 18 exons. The record is from RefSeq and is a predicted model, not a curated record. NCBI's taxonomy places the organism in Eukaryota, Metazoa, Chordata, Actinopteri, Osteoglossiformes, Osteoglossidae. Gene Ontology annotation, molecular function: structural molecule activity; cadherin binding; beta-catenin binding. Bases 413 to 3133 code for a protein of 906 amino acids.
AAGACGUAACAGUGGCCCCUCUCCACAAGCGAACAGCUAGGAAGCCCCUCAAGUCACAGAGAGAACUUGUGCUGCGCGCGGACACACCUUGUCCACGCGGGGCGGGGCUGCCGGGGUGGGGGAAAAGGCACGCGCAUUGUCCCGCUCACGCAGUUCCUGGUCGCUCGGCUCGCGUGCCAUUGCCGCUCGAAACUCAGGAAAGUUUGAGACGCGGGAGAAAGUGUGCAGAAGUGCGCGGAGACAAGACGCGCGGAUACAUAGCCCACAAGCCGCUCACGCAAAGUUCACGGAGAGCCCCGCCGACGCUUCAGCGGCCCACGUCGCCGUCGUGUGUCGCCCGGCCAGAGCAGAGCCCGUCUUGCCGCUCCUCCAUUUUGUUCCUGCUCUUCCUUGUUGCUGAAUCAGUGAGAACAUGACAAGCAUUAAUACAGCCAAUAUCAAUUUCAAAUGGGAUCCAAAAAGCCUGGAGAUUCGAACUCUGGCAGUGGAGAGGUUACUUGAGCCCCUGGUGACCCAGGUCACUACCCUGGUGAACACCAGCAACAAGGGGCCAUCUAAUAAGAAGAAGGGCCGGUCCAAGAAAGCCCAUGUCCUCGCAGCUUCGGUGGAGACAGCCACUCAGAACUUCCUGGAGAAGGGGGACAAGAUUGCCAAAGAAAGUCAGUUUCUAAAGGACGAGCUCACGGCUGCAGUGGAGGAUGUGCGCAAGCAAGGCGAAGUGAUGAAAACCGCCUCGGGGGAGUUUGCGGAGGACCCCUGUUCGUCUGUGAAGAGGGGGAACAUGGUGCGCGCUGCCCGUGCCCUGCUCUCUGCUGUUACUCACCUGCUGGUUUUGGCUGACAUGGCUGAUGUCUACAAGCUACUGGUGCAGCUCAAACUGGUGGAGGAUAACCUGGUGAAGGUGCGUAAUGCAGGCACCGAACAGGAUCUUGGCAUUCAGUACAAGGCCCUGAAGCCUGAAGUGGACAAGCUGAAUAUGAUGGCUGCCAAAAGACAGCAGGAGCUGAAAGAUGUCCACCAUAGAGACCAGAUGGCAGCAGCACGUGGCGUGCUGCAGAGAAACAUCCCCAUGCUGUACACAGCCUCUCGUGCCUGUCUCCAGCACCCCGAUGUGGCUGCAUACAAGGCCAAUCGCGACCUCAUCUAUAAACAGCUCCAGAGUGCGGUUGCGGGCAUCUCUAAUGCUGCCCAGGCCACUGCUUCUGAGGAUUAUGCCUUAAACCAGUCUGCUGGUGCUGGAGAACUCGCCUACGCCCUCAAUAACUUUGAUAAACAGAUCAUUGUGGACCCUAUGAGCUUCAGCGAGGAGCGGUUCCGGCCUUCCCUGGAAGAACGCCUGGAGAGCAUCAUCAGCGGAGCUGCCCUCAUGGCCGAUUCAUCCUGCACCCGUGAUGACCGCAGGGAGCGCAUUGUAGCGGAGUGCAACUCAGUCCGGCAGGCAUUACAGGAUCUUCUAUCUGAGUACAUGGGCAACGCUGGAAGAAAGGACAGGAGUGAUGCUCUUAACUCAGCCAUUGACAGGAUGACUAAAAAGACACGGGAUCUCCGCAGACAGCUGCGGAAGGCAGUAAUGGACCAUGUGUCGGACUCUUUCUUGGAGACCAACGUCCCACUGCUGGUCCUUAUUGAAGCUGCCAAGAAUGGCAAUGAAAAAGAGGUGAAGGAGUAUGCCCAAGUGUUUCGAGAACAUGCCAACAAGCUCAUUGAGGUUGCCAACCUUGCCUGCUCCAUCUCCAACAACGAGGAGGGAGUGAAGCUUGUCCGGAUGGCUGCUUCCCAGCUGGAGACUCUCUGUCCCCAGGUGAUUAAUGCUGCUCUAGCCCUAGCUGCUAAACCCAACAGCAAAGUGGCGCAGGACAACAUGGAUCUGUUCAAAGAGCAGUGGGAGAAGCAAGUGCGUGUGCUCACAGAUGCUGUAGAUGACAUCACUUCCAUAGACGACUUCCUUUGUGUGUCUGAAAACCACAUCCUGGAGGACGUGAACAAAUGCGUCAUCGCCCUGCAGGAGAAGGACGUGGAUGGGCUUGACCGCACAGCCGGGGCCAUCCGAGGGAGAGCUGCCAGAGUGGUCCAUGUGGUCACCUCAGAAAUGGACAACUAUGAACCAGGAGUUUACACAGAGAAGGUGCUGGAAGCCACCAAGCUCCUGACAGACACAGUGAUGCCUCGUUUCACUGAGCAAGUGGAAGCGGCAGUGGAGGCCCUGAGUGCCAACCCGUCACAACCAGUCGACGAGAAUGAAUUCAUCGAUGCUUCCCGCCUCGUGUACGAUGGCAUCCGUGACAUAAGAAAGGCUGUGUUGAUGAUCAGGACCCCAGAGGAACUGGAUGACUCGGACUUUGAGACAGAGGACUUUGACGUGCGCAGCAGGACCAGCGUGCAGACGGCGGAUGACCAGCUCAUCGCUGGGCAGAGUGCUCGGGCAAUUAUGGCUCAGCUUCCCCAGGAGCAGAAAGCCAAAAUUGCAGAGCAGGUGGCCAGCUUCCAGGAAGAGAAGAGCAAGCUGGACGCUGAAGUGUCCAAGUGGGAUGACAGUGGCAAUGACAUCAUUGUUCUGGCUAAGCAGAUGUGUAUGAUAAUGAUGGAGAUGACAGAUUUCACCAGGGGUAAGGGACCUCUGAAGAAUACAUCGGAUGUGAUCAGUGCUGCAAAGAAGAUUGCAGAAGCUGGAUCACGGAUGGACAAGCUGGGUCGCACCAUUGCUGAUCAGUGCCCAGACUCUGCAUGCAAGCAAGACCUCCUGGCCUACCUUCAGCGCAUUGCCCUGUACUGCCACCAGCUGAACAUCUGUAGCAAAGUGAAGGCCGAGGUCCAGAACCUCGGCGGAGAGCUUGUCGUCUCUGGGGUGGACAGUGCCAUGUCCUUAAUUCAAGCUGCCAAGAAUCUGAUGAAUGCCGUGGUGUCUACAGUGAAAGCCUCUUACGUGGCCUCCACUAAGUACCAGAAGGUGCAGGGCAUGCAGUCGCUCAAUAUGCCUGCCGUCUCCUGGAAGAUGAAGGCCCCCGAGAAGAAGCCCUUGGUCAAACGUGAGAAGCAGGAUGACGGGCAGACUAAAUUGAGGAGGUCGUCCCACAAGAAGCAUGUCAAUCCUGUGCAGGCCCUCAGCGAGUUCAAAGCCAUGGAUAGCAUCUGACCUGUGCUUUGUCCCCCUUUUCUUAGUGAAAUUGCUCACUGGUAUGUGAUAUGCUUUAAAAUGUAUCUAUAUUUUUAAUUUUCACUUGGGGCUUUAAAGCUGCCUGCUUUGAUAGAAAGUCUCUCUGAUUGACAGAAAAAGACAUUUGGCAGACCACCAUACUCCGCUGCCUUCCCAAAACAGACAAUCGGUAGUUACACAAGGUUUUUGUACCUCAGCUAUUUACAAGGGAGAUUGACAUUUUCAUGCAGUCCUGUUUAGCAAUAUGGUUUAUUUUGCGGUAUUUUAUUUACUUGGUUUGCCAUCUGCUAUAUGUUUUAUACAAAAUUUUAGCUACUUCUUGAUCCCUUAUAAUAGGCUUUAUAAAAGAGUAAUAAAGCAGUAGAGUUUACGGCCUUCCUUAAUUUUCUUCUGAAACAAUUAUACUACAUGUAGAAUGAGUGAGUUCAUUAUUUGGUUCAACACUGAAUUUCUAUAUUUUUCUCUUUAUGUAAUAAACCUAAUUGUCUUUAUGCAGUCGCCUUAGGAAACUUACUUUUAGUGGGUUAGACCAUUUAGUUACACCUUACUGCUUCCUGUCUGACAUACUCCAUUAUUAAAAUGUGUCUAAUUGUUGAUGCUUUACGUGUUUUACAGUAUGAACAUGUACUCUGUGCAUAACCAGUUUAAAUCAUCAGUGAGACCAGGCUUAAUCUAUAAAUCUCUUCUACGUUCUGUGCUCUAACUUAAAAAUUAAUAGAAACUGGAAAGUUUUUCAUAUUUAUCUUCUUCCUUGAAUGUUUAUAUUUUAUUAACCAGUGACAGGAGAUUGUUUGAGGCUGAACCUUCACAUCUCUCUCCCCCCUGCAGGGCAAGUAGCCAUGCAAAGUUAACACUAUGUAUGUGCCCUGAAUGGUUAAAACUCUUGGUCUUUAUGCCUUAUUAAUCAACUGAAAAGGUGUUUUUUUUUCUCCCCCCCCCCCCCCCCCCCCCCCCCUUUUUUUUUUCUUGUAGCAAAGACUUUGGGUUUAGGACAUUAAAUAGUACUGCUGCAACAGAGUGAAACCGGGCACCGAAAUUCUGACUUUUGGGCAUUACAGGAAGCAGUUGACUCAACAGAUUUUCACUGAAACUUCAGAGAUCCUUUUUGAGAGACUUUCUAAACUGGGGUAGUUCAUAACUGCAUAAUUUUAGUUUUGUGUCACUACAGUGUGCCGAUGAAGCAUUGCACAGCAAAUUGAGACAUUUUAUGUUUUAAAUAUCCCAGUGGACAAAUUUGGCCUUCUCACAGGGGGAGAAAUGACUAAUGCAAAGAUUUUCUUGGGGUUUUUCAUUUGGAUGAUAGUGGUUAAGAAUUUUAAAGUAACAUUUUGACUUUUUCCUCACUACUUAAAAAUAGGAUUAUGUUGAUGCUGCCAGGAUGGAUUACAUUGCACCUCACUGGAGUUCAUUGUGACUUGAGUGGAUGGGUUGAGCUUUACUUUGAGCUGUUGAGCAGCACAGUCAGAUGUACCACUUAUCAAAAAUACUGUUCUUGGCCUUUUACUAUCAGACGGUCACAAUUUUUCUUAUGAAAAGAUUUUCUGUGCUGAAUGAUGCAUUGCUUAUGAGACCAUAAUUCAAAAAUUGCUCAUGUUUAAUAGCAGAAUCAAAAUUAGUAAUGUGCAAAAUUAACAUUUAAAGGAAGCUGAGCUACACUUAAUGUGCAUGAUGUUGAUUUUAUUGGAACAGUAUGGUUUUCUGGACCAUUUCAACACAUUCAUAAGGGUUAAUAUUUCUAAAUGUGUAUUACAUGGUGGGGGGGUUGUACUAUUAAGUACCCAUACAUGAGGCUUUGGAAUUAUGCUUAUAUCAACAGAAGUCAUAUGUCAUCUGAGGUUUUUUUUUGCACAGAAACGCAUUGCUUUUCC